Molecule: messenger RNA, 1743 nt
Organism: Fraxinus pennsylvanica
Lineage: Eukaryota; Viridiplantae; Streptophyta; Magnoliopsida; Lamiales; Oleaceae
Source: the annotation of a GenBank genome assembly
AUGGCUCCUAGCAUGAUUAGAAAUGUUAUUGGAGCAGUCAAGGAUCAAACCAGCGUAGGCUUGGCCAGAGUUGGUAGCAGCUCCUUUUUGUCAAACCUCGAGGUAGCCAUGGUUAAGGCCACUAGGCAUGAAGAAUACCCACCGAAUGAGAAGCAUAUCAGAGAUAUUCUGAGCUUAACGUGCUACUCGCGUCCAUAUGUUGGCGCAUGCGUUAGUACCAUUUCAAGGCGCAUAAGCAAAACAAAGAACUGGGUUGUGGCACUGAAGGCAUUGAUUUUGAUCCAGAGGCUACUUACAGAAGGAGAUCCAGCUUUUACAGAGGAGAUUUUCUUUGCGACAAGGCGUGGGACUCGUCUUCUCAACAUGUCUGAUUUUCUCGACAGUUCUCGGUCGAACUCUUGGGAUUAUUCUGCGUUUAUCCGAACAUAUGCAUUGUACCUGGACGAACAUCUUGAAUUCAAGAUGCAAGGCAAGCAGGGGAAGCACAGUGCAUUUGCCUACGAAGACGAGGAAAACGAGGUUGGGUGGAAAGCCCAGGGUGUUGAGGCAACACCAGUGCACGAAAUGAAGAAUGAAAGGAUAUUCUCAAGGAUUCAUCAUCUGCUGCAACUUCUUGAGAGAUUUUUAGCAUGCAGACCAGCAGGUGUUACAAAAUAUAACAGGGUUGUAAUUGUUGCUCUGUACCCUAUAGUAAAAGAGAGCUUUCAGCUAUACUAUGAUAUAACAGAAAUCAUCAGUAUCUUGAUUGAUCGGUUCAUGGAGCUAGAUAUACCUGAUUCAGUAACAGUUUACGAGAUCUUCUGUCGAGUUUCGAAGGAGUACGAUGAGCUCAACGCUUUUUAUGAUUUUUGCAAGAGUGUUGGAGUAGCAGGUACUUUAGAAUAUCCGUGCAUUCAGAAAAUACCACAAAAGAAACUAGACGUCAUGGAUGAAUUCAUCAAAGAGAAAUCAGUAAUGGCACAAAAGAGGAAUCGGAUCAUGGCACCAAAACCUGAACCAACUGUAGAAACCAAAAAGUCGAAACCCGAAGAGGACAUGAAUGGAAUUGAAGCCUUACCGCCACCAGGAGAAUUUCUUGAAGAAACAGAUAAAGAAGAAAAGAAAGACGAAGAGGUGACGAGUAAGGAGAAUAAUAAAACACAAGAUGUAGGAGAUUUGUUGAACUUAGGUGAAGAUGCUCCAACCACAGAACAUGGGGACAAACUGGCUUUAGCCCUAUUUGAUAGCUAUCCAGCGCCAACCAUAACGUGUACAGCAACUCCAUGGGAAGCUUUCAAAGAAUCAGACGAUUGGGAAGCAGAAUUGGUUCUGUCGGCCAGCCAUUUCUCGAACCAGAAGGCAUCACUUCCCUGGGGCUUCGACUCAUUGAUGCUUGAUGGUAUGUAUCAACAAGGGGCCAUAGCUCAGGCAGCAGCUUCUACAAGUCUUAUAGCCACUGGAAGUGCAAGUAGUGUUGCAAUAGGUUCGACUGGAAGGCCGGCCGUGCUGGCAUUGCCAGCUCCACCGCCAACCUGUGGAGUCGCCAACAUGUCAACAAAUUCUGACCCUUUUGCAGCCUCACGAGCGAUAGCACCACCACUGUAUGUUCAGAUGUUCGAGAUGGAAAAGAAACAGAGACUUUUAGAAGAGCAGUUAAUGUGGCAACAAUAUGCAAGAGAUGGACUGCAAGGACAAGUAGGAUUAGCUAACCCAUAUCAAAAUCCAUAUCCAUACAACGCAGGAGGUUACAUGAGAACCUACUGA